AUGGCGCGUGCGCAGACACUGAUGCAGCCACCGCCCCGAACCUGAGCUCCAGGGGAAAAGCCACCUGAGACAACAGCCAAUGGAGCGGGCCGAGAAAGGGGCGGGGCUGCUAGUGCGAACCAAUGGACGGGUGAAGCGAGGCCUAGGUCUCUGAGCAGGCACCCGGAAAUUGGGUCCCCCUGGACAAACAGUGGGGUCAGAGGGCACGGAAAGGGCAGAGGUCAGGAACGACUAGCUGGGACACGCGAACACUGUUCCCUUCCCCGUGGGCAAUGAUGACCCAGGUGUCUGUUCUAGAAAAGAACGCCGUCGCGGCGCAACGGGCCGGACCCCUGGAGCUUAAGGCGGCCAAACCUCGUGACCACACGGAGCCCCUCCCGUACCUGCAAGUUCCAAAACACUGAGCAAUGGAAGGGGCGGAGCCGCAGCCAGGUCGGCCGGGGAUGCCCUGCUCCGGCCCCCAUGGAGCUGAAGGUGUGGGUAGAUGGAGUCCAGCGUGUGGUCUGUGGGGUUUCCGAGCAGACCACUUGCCAGGAGGUGGUCAUUGCCCUGGCCCAAGCCCUAGGGCAGACCGGGCGCUACGUGCUCAUCCAGAGGCUCCGAGACAAGGAGCGGCAGAUGCUGCCCCAGGAAUGCCCGCUGGGAGCCCAGGCCACAUGCGGACAGUUUGCCAGUGACGUUCAGUUUGUCUUGCGGCGGACAGGGCCCAGCCUGGCCGAGCGGCCCCCGUCAGACCCCUGCCUUCCCCCGAGGCCCCGGCCCCCACCCCCCCACCACCCUCCUGUGGGGUCCCCUUGCCCCGAAGGCUGCCCAGUGGGGGUGGGAGGGGAGCUGUGGGGCCUGGAGCUCCUGAUUCAGAGCAAUGAGGCCGAGCUGGGGCAGGAGGGCUUCUGGGAGGAGGAGCUCCAGCGGGAGCUGGCGCACGAGCUGGCGCAGCAGGGCCACAGGCAGCAGCUGCAGGCAGCCACCGAGGAGUGCGCCCGGCAUCUUCGGGAGCUGGACGCCCAGGCCCGAGCCCUGGAGGAGGAGAUCAGCUGGUGCCGGCGGCGGCGGCAGCAGCAGCAGCAGGUGCCGAGCCCCGGGAGACCUCAGGAUGAGCUUGCGGCUGCCCGGCUCCACCAGGACCUCCAGGCCCAGGCCCUGCAGAGCCAGAGGCUGGAGAGCAGCCUGGCCAGCGUGGGCCGGGCCCUGGCUGAGGCCGAGCAGAGCCUGCAGGCCCAGGCCCAGGAGGUGCUGGAGCUGAACAAAGAGCUUCGCCAGUGCAACCUGCAACAGUUUAUCCAGCAGGCAGGGACUGCACUGCCCCCCCGGCUCCAGGGCUCCGACCCCAGCCCGGUCUCCCCGGGCCUGCAGCAGGUGAGAGAGCCUCCGGCUGCUCUGUGUUCCCUGCAGGGCCCUCCGACCUCUCCAACAAGCUCGUCGCACGCUUUGCCGAGAUGUCCAGCCUGAGCCUCCGAGGACGUAGGCGGCUCUCGUGGGCCCCACGCCUCAGAGCAGCUCAGCUGGACCAGGAGGCGGCCACCGAAGGCUGCCAGAGCACCGGGGGGACAGGAGUCCCCGGAGGAGGGAGACCCACGGACAGAAGCCCUCGGCCCGCUGCCUGGAGCGCCCUUCCUUCCUUCCGCAACUGAGACGCGGCCAGUCACCUAGGAGGCCGCCCGGGUGCAGGGUGGCGUGGCUCACUGGGCGGGUCCCCCUGCAAUAAACGGACCCAAGUCUGCCGGA
Monodelphis domestica (gray short-tailed opossum) is the source of this 1725-nucleotide messenger RNA. It is a transcript of the gene RASSF7, whose product is annotated as Ras association domain family member 7. NCBI's taxonomy places the organism in Eukaryota, Metazoa, Chordata, Mammalia, Didelphimorphia, Didelphidae. Gene Ontology annotation, biological process: signal transduction. The record is from RefSeq and is a predicted model, not a curated record.